Chrysemys picta bellii (western painted turtle) is the source of this 1598-nucleotide messenger RNA. Its product is annotated as early activation antigen CD69-like. NCBI's taxonomy places the organism in Eukaryota, Metazoa, Chordata, Testudines, Emydidae. The record is from RefSeq and is a predicted model, not a curated record.
AAAGCACUUCUCACAUGCCUUGCUGUGGGCCCCCAUCCUGUACAAACCCAAAUACAGGAAGUAGGGUCGGGACCGUGAGCAGUGCCCUUGAACUCCUGGGUCCUACACUCGUGGGUGCAGUGCAGUUACACAGUAUAUGUAGGACUGAAGGGAGGGGAGCCCUUGGGUCUGAUGUGGGUGCUUCCAUCGCUACUGCAGGAAAUGGGAAUUCCUCUCUGCCCCCCGUAACCCACUGGGGAGAGGGGGACGCACCCCGAAUUGGCAGGGAGAAAGAGGGAGCGGCGAAGUCCCCGACUGGGAUCAGGAAAGUGGAAAUCUCAAGGAGAGGGGAGGGAGGAAACAUCUACUGAAGUCCAGCGGCAGCCGGGCGGGCCCGCCCAUCUCCCUCUCAGGCUCCAGGAGCGAUCGCGUGGAGCGGCCCCAGCUGCGGGGCUGUGCCCGGGGAUCUGCCAGCUCCAGCGGCGAGAAGAACCUUUGGAGGUGAGGAGAUCUGAGGCUGGAAUCUCUACAGCUCUCUGGACUCUACCGCCUCCAGUUCAGACUCCGCGACAGUGAAAGGGGGAGCCCGGCCCAUGCACCAGUGUCCAUAGCGCAGCCUUUCGGAGAGAGGACACGGAGAUCGUUCUGAGGGGAAAAUGCAAAUGGAAGAGCGUCUUAGCGGCAAUGAAAACGCAGAGGGAGGAGGAGAGAAUUCUGUUCAGCAGCAACAGCAGCUGACGGAGCCUCUUAAUUGUAAUGGACACCUGGACAGAGGAGACGAAGCAGGUGAUUCAUGUAACCGCAAGUUCAAGAAACGUGCUCCUCUAGUUGGCGUCUUCGUAAUUUUGAUCACUAUCAUCAUUGUUCUGGCUGGAGUAAAGUUUUCAGGUUGCCCUGAUCCUCCGGUUGCUGCCCACUGCUGCCCAGACGGCUGGGUCGGGUAUGGAGGGAAAUGCUACUAUUUCUCCGAGGCCGAAGGGACCUGGAACAACAGCCAGAGCAACUGCUCCUCCUUCGGUGCCUCCCUGGCUGCGAUCGACACCCCGCAAGAAAUGGCUUUUAUCAAGCGCCAUAAGGGCCUCUCUGAGCACUGGAUCGGCCUCCGGAGGGAACCGGGCCAGCCCUGGAAAUGGACCAACGGCACCGAAUUCAAUCGCUGGUUUGAAGUCAGAGCACAGGGUGAGUGCGCGUAUCUGAACGACGAUGCCGUCACCUCUUCUUGGUGCGACACGGUGCGAUACUGGAUCUGCAGCAAGCCUGCCGGACGUACGGCGUGAGAGGAGAAUGGAGCGCAAGGGCAAGCGGAGACGUCAGAGCUCAACUGAAGUGGCUACUGUAUGCACAGGGACACACGCACCCCCGUCCCGACUUUUCUACCUAACGUAUUUGUAUCAAUUUAGAUGGAACGUGACACAUUUUUUUAAAAUGCACUUUAUGUUUUUACGGCAGCAGGGGGGUGGGGGCGGUAGUGACGUGCUGUAUCGUGUUUCUGGGCAAGUGAAGGUGGUCCAGAGCCUCUCCGCAUCUGCUUUUUCCUCAGUGGUACGAAGAUUUCAGCAAAAAGAAGAACAGGAGUACUUGUGGCACUUUAGAGACUAACAAAUUUAUUAGAGCAUAAG